CACCUAUCAGGCCGCUAUCACCUUUUUAGGUAACCCACAAGCUGCAAGAUGUGCCGCACUUUUCACCGUCAUGGAAAUCUUCCGCACGGCCCACAGUCGCCCACUCCGCCAAUAUAGACCUCCCUUUCGCCAGUGAGCGCCUGACCUGAACCAUACCCUUUCUUCACGACUCGCUGUCGCCCGCUAUGGAUGAGCUGCAUGCUGCAGGACCAGCGCCGAGCCGCUCGUUGCUAGCAGCAUGUCGCGAGGACGACGCAGUUGCAGCAGAUGAGAAUGGCGACAGUCAGCAAGGGUCAGCACGAUCAAGCAUCUCUGCGAUAAGCUCCCAACCUGAGAGACAGGAUCGACUAUCUACUGCAGGAUCCACAUCAUCAGCGGACCUUCCUGGUAUGAGCAACGAAGGAAGUGGAUCAAGGCGUGGAUCAAAGGAGAGUAUCUGCAGCACAGACUCCGGCUUUGGUCAAGGCUCAGAUAGGCCGGCAAUCAAGAAGAAGGAGACCACUCGUCGUCGCAACAAGGCACACGUCUCAACGGCCUGCUAUCCUUGCAAGCGCGCGCAUCUGGCAUGUGAGACAAGCAGACCAUGCAAACGCUGUGUCAAUCUAGAAAAGGAGGACCAAUGCAUUGAUGUGGCCCACAAGCGUCGUGGGCGACCGCGUAUCAAGGACACGGUUGCAUCGAAAGCUGGACCACCGCUUGACUCCUUGAAUCACUUCCAGACAUCUGUCCCAGCAGCAGCUGUUCAGACGACAGAUGUGUCUCCAAAGCGAGGUCCGUCCCUAGGCAUAGAAGGCAAAUUUGCCGAGCGUCCGAAUCACAUUGAUCUCCAACCUCGUUCAUUGAGCACUGAUCUGAGGUUUGGUAUGCAGCCAGGUGGUGGUAUCACGCCGCCCAUAUCCUUUGAGAGCGCUGCUGUGACACCAGGCUGGCACGAACGCCGGAGCUCUGUCUCAGAAAACAGCUAUAUGCCUGGGAUGGGCAACUAUGAAGUUGCACCCAGUGUUGCGCGACCCGUCACAGCUGCUCUCAUUCUAUCUAUGGAUUUGGUGAUCAUUCGAGCGACUAAUGACAUUGCUUCGUGGCUAGAGACGACUACUGAUGAUCUUGUGCAUAGGUCGCUGACACAAUUGACAAGGGACGAUGAUCUGCAUCAUCUGCAUACAUUGCAACAAGCCUUGACGCAAGAUGCUGCGGACUUGUUGGGUGUACAACCCAAGAUAGCGCAACAGCUCCAUCCUCGGGCAUUACAAGACGCAUUGGCCGCUUACAACACAGUCGAGUUGACGGCUGCAGGGCCACGACCGUAUCCAGUCCGACAGGCUGGUUUGACACUUCGGCAAAAGCCGGCUGGCUUGCCUCACAGCAGCAAGGCUUCUACUCACAAUUAUCGCCCUUCACAAUGCCGAGUGGGCAGACUCGGUAUAGUCAUACGCAUCCAUACUUUCACCAACAUCAGCAGAUCCAGGCUCAAAAGCAGGCUUUUGUCAACACACAAGAAGUCAACACGGCGCAGGAGAGAAGAGAAGAGAAGAAGCCAUUGUCGUUCCUGGAUCCGGGCUUUGAUUGGGCAGGCGCAACAGCUGCCGCUGCUGCCAGGAAGCCGGCUGAGUCACUGGAAAAGGAUUCGACGAAUGUGAGUGUAACGGAGACGAAGGACGGACAUACAGAGGAGGGUCAUGCUCGACAGAAGAGUCUGUCCCUGGCAUCAGUCAUGAAUUGAUUUAUCGUUACCCUUGCUGUAGAA
Protomyces lactucae-debilis is the source of this 1744-nucleotide messenger RNA. RefSeq lists its product as uncharacterized. Gene Ontology annotation, biological process: regulation of DNA-templated transcription. The record is from RefSeq and is a predicted model, not a curated record. The coding region runs from base 186 to 1637 and encodes 483 amino acids. Gene Ontology annotation, molecular function: DNA-binding transcription factor activity, RNA polymerase II-specific; zinc ion binding. Lineage: Eukaryota; Fungi; Ascomycota; Taphrinomycetes; Taphrinales; Protomycetaceae. The transcript is spliced from 3 exons.